UGCACCCCCAGACUGCGUGGGCUGGGGGUCCCAGAGGGCCGUGCCCCCCCUCCCUCUGCGGGGCGGUGCGGGGCCGGUCCCCCGCCCUGAGCGAGCUCCGUUCCCGUUCCAGGCGUUCAUUCCCUGUCAUGGAGCCCAGGCAGGCGGACGUGUCCAUCCCACUGCAGUCCUCCGGGUGGGGGGCGGCCGCCCCCGGCCCCUGCUCCGAGCCGCAGCCCCGGGACUACGUGCUCUGGUCGGUGUUCAAUGUGCUGCUGUGGUGCGCGCUGGGCUGCUGCGGCUUCCCCGCGCUCGUCUACUCCGUCAAGGCCCGUGACUGUAAGCUGUCGGGGGACCUGGAGGGUGCGCGGCGCCACAGCCACCGCGCCAGGGUGGCGAACAUCGUGUGCUCCGUGGUGGUCGCCGUGGUCUGGGUGAUCUUCAUCGUCAUCGCCGCCACCAUCAUGGCCAGAUUCAGGGACACCUGACCAGCGCCCGGCCCCACCCGCGGGGUGCUCCCCCGCUCCUCCUGCCUCCGAAAUGUGCCCGCUCGGGGCGCGGGGGCGCAGGGAGUGACCGCGGUGCCCUCGCUGUCCCCGCACGGCCGCGGGAGGGGAGGGGACGGGGCGGCCAGGCUGGGGCGUGGGGGACAGGGGACAGCCCCCCACUCCCCCCCUUGGCUCUGCUCACGCUCUUCCUGGCAUCUGUGACACACCUGUCGGUCACCGCUGCCACCAAUGGAGUUCGUCCCCUCGCUGUCACCUCCUUCACCGCGGGACAUCGCAGAGAGUCCUCGGGCAUCUUUGUGGCGUCCCCCUCCUGCUCCUCUCCCUGCCUCCAUCCUGCCGCGGAGCAGGGCGCUUCCAGCCCAAAUCCCAGGGAAGUUUCUUCCCGACAUCUGGGAUGUUAUAGAUACAUAUUGUAAUAUUGGCUUUUCGCAAAUGUUAAAAUAGAUUUUAUAUGUGUAGUGUUAAAGUAACUUUGCUAUAAAGAUAUAGUUUUUAUUUCUGUUGUUAAUUAAGCUUGGACAUAGCAGUAAAACAGCUAAGAUAAGCAUGCUUC
Messenger RNA from Camarhynchus parvulus, 1041 nucleotides. Its product is annotated as dispanin subfamily A member 2b-like. Gene Ontology annotation, biological process: negative regulation of viral genome replication; response to type II interferon; response to interferon-beta. Gene Ontology annotation, cellular component: plasma membrane. The coding region runs from base 129 to 467 and encodes 112 amino acids. The record is from RefSeq and is a predicted model, not a curated record. NCBI's taxonomy places the organism in Eukaryota, Metazoa, Chordata, Aves, Passeriformes, Thraupidae. The transcript is spliced from 2 exons.